UAACUCAUUAUAAGAAAAUUUAAAAUAGACAAAUAAUCAAGUUUGUUUUCACAUGUAUGCAAAUCCAAAAUUAACAUUCAAAUCUAAAUGCAAAUUUGACUUUCAGGAGGAACAAACAGAAUUAGUAGCAUUUAGUACAAAUUAUCCGUAAUGACCAAACAUGCGUCAUAACUGACCCAUCAUUUUUGUAUAAAAUCUACAGAAAUUAGUACUUGACUUCAGUUUGGAAUCCAUUCUUACAACAUAAAAAUGCGUUUCCUAGUAAUUCUUGUGACUGUUUGUGUGGCUGUUACUUUGAGUUCGCCAAUAGAACUUGAGGAGAAACUACGCACACUUUUUGCUGGUGAAAAAGAACUAAGUUUGAAAGGCUUGGGAGUAGAUACAAGAGGAACAGGAAGUUCAUUGUCUACCUCAGAUAGAGACUCAAUUCUCCAGCUUCACAACGAUGCUCGUAACAGUGUUCAACCAUCGGCUUCUAACAUGCAGCAAAUGACCUGGAGCAAUGAAUUAGCUUCUGUAGCUCAGACUUACGCUAAUAAAUGCGUCUGGAGUCACAACAGUGCAAGGUCAUCACAGGCAAGCAGUUUCUACUACGUCGGUGAAAAUAUUUACGUUACAACAAGUUCUUAUGGAUAUUUGGACAGCGGUGUUGCAUCAUGGGUCAAUGAAAAGAAAGACUACGAUUAUGCGUCUAAUUCAUGCAGUGGAGUGUGUGGACACUAUACACAGGUUGUCUGGGCUGACAGUACCAAGCUUGGAUGUGCCGUAGGAAGUUGUGCUACUAUGACUAAUUUACCAUCUUACUUUAAGAAUGUCAAAUUCUUAGUAUGCAACUAUGGACCAGGUGGUAAUUACAAUGGUGUGAAACCUUAUGAACAAGGCACAGCAAGCAAUGACAAUGGAUCAGCAGGAACAUCCGGCGGCUGCAAGUAGAUAGAAUGAGCAAGCAGCGUACAAAAUGGUUUGUUGAAACCCGACGACUAGACAAAAAAUUGUAACUUUCUUUUAUAUUUGUCCACAACCUUAUAAUUAAAAUGUUUCACGCAUGG
Molecule: messenger RNA, 1049 nt
Organism: Mytilus californianus (California mussel)
Lineage: Eukaryota; Metazoa; Mollusca; Bivalvia; Mytilida; Mytilidae
Product: GLIPR1-like protein 1
Exons: 6
Coding region: 250-933 (227 amino acids)
Cellular component (GO): extracellular region
Source: RefSeq, a predicted model, not a curated record